AUGGAAGAUUUCAUGGAACAAGCGCUUGAACAAGCCAAACUGGCCAACAAACUAAAAGAAGUUCCAGUAGGAUGUGUUUUUGUCUACAUGGGCGAAAUCAUAGCUAACGGAUGCAAUCGAGUGAACGAGACAAAAAACGCUACCCGUCACGUGGAAUUUAUCUGCAUCGACCAGGUGCUAGAAUUCUCCAAAUCAAGAGGACUAAACUACGUGGAUGUAUUUCGAGAGGUAACCGUUGUGGUUACCGUCGAACCGUGUAUAAUGUGUGCCGCUGCUUUGAUUAGUUUGAACGUGAAGGAAAUUAUCUAUGGUUGUCGCAAUGAUCGUUUCGGAGGCUGCACCGUACUGGAUGUGCCGAGUUUGCUGAACACCAAGAUUCCCAUCCGAGGUGGUCUGCGAGCGGAAGAGGCCAUGGAACUGCUGAAAACGUUUUAUAAAGGAGACAACCCUAGGGCACCUCUACCGAAGGAGAAACCGCUUUGAUAAGUAUUGUUUUUAUUUUCUUGGAUGUAUUUUUCAUUCAGACAAUCAUUUCUAAAAAAGAACUCUAAGACAUCUUGAUAUCAA
Molecule: messenger RNA, 567 nt
Organism: Wyeomyia smithii (pitcher-plant mosquito)
Lineage: Eukaryota; Metazoa; Arthropoda; Insecta; Diptera; Culicidae
Product: tRNA-specific adenosine deaminase 2
Exons: 1
Coding region: 1-483 (160 amino acids)
Biological process (GO): tRNA wobble adenosine to inosine editing
Cellular component (GO): nucleus; cytoplasm
Molecular function (GO): tRNA-specific adenosine-34 deaminase activity
Source: RefSeq, a predicted model, not a curated record